AUGUCUGACAACGAAGGCCAUUCCGGAGGCGCCGCUCCCGAUGACGAUCUCUCCUUGCCCAAGGCCACAGUAGCCAAAAUGAUCACCGAGCUUUUGCCCAGCGACGUCGUUUGUGCCAAAGAGACGCGUGAUCUCGUCAUAGAAUGUUGUGUAGAAUUCAUCCACCUGAUAUCCUCCGAAGCAAAUGAGAUCUGCGAGCAAGAGAACAAGAAGACAAUAGCUCCUGAGCACAUUAUUUCUGCGUUAACCCGUCUCGGCUUCACGAGUUUUGCGCCAGAAGUUGAGAGCGUGCUGAAAGAUCACAAACAACAACAGAAGGAUCGGGAGAAGAAGGUGUCGAAGUUCGAGCAAUCUGGACUAACAGAGGAAGAGCUGUUGGCGAAGCAAGAAGAACUUUUCGCCGCCAGUCUUGCGAGAUAUCGUUCAGGACAGCAAUGA
Molecule: messenger RNA, 438 nt
Organism: Cyclocybe aegerita
Lineage: Eukaryota; Fungi; Basidiomycota; Agaricomycetes; Agaricales; Hemipholiotaceae
Source: the annotation of a GenBank genome assembly